GCCAUGGCGCCAUGGAUCAUUCCCUCGCACGCAAAAGUGAGUGAUUCAGAUGUAUGCUGUCAUAACAAUUGUCAAACGACGUCAGCCUAUAUAGCCCCGUGUGCCUUUCUCCUGAUACAGCAGUGCCUUAAGUAGUCGGUGCCUUCGCCUCUUCCUUCUCUCUCUCUCUCCCUCUCCCUCUCUCUUCUCUGACUUUCUCUCUUUCUCUCUCGCAGGUCUCUCAGAGAGAGAGAAGGGGACCUCCCUCACUCAGCCAUCACAUUGCCAUCACAUUCAGCCAUCUCUUCUGCUUCUCCUGAAGCAUGAGACGCACAUCCUGCACUUAGCUUCAGAUAUGCGUCGAUCCCUUUGACAUUGUCUCCACGUUUUUGCUCACGUGGAGUGCGUUCGGUCUGGUUCACAGAUCUUGACACUAUCACUCUCGACGGUCUGAGAGUGAUCAUGAUGAAUUCCGUGGUCUAUGCAUUGGCGCUGCUCUGCUGUGGAGCAGGCCUGGCCCUGGCCGGCGAAGGACCGUAUGCAGUUUUCUCUUGGACCAAAGCGCAUGCCACCUUUUAUGGAGGUGAUGACGCCCGCGGCACUCAAGGAGGAGCUUGCGGGUAUGGGAACAUGUACACGAGAGGAUAUGGAGUGAAGACGGUGGCGCUGAGCUACACGGUGUUCAACGAGGGGCUGACGUGCGGAGCGUGCUUCCAAAUCAAGUGCGAUCUGAGCAUGAAGCCGCGCUGGUGCUACGCCAAUGGCGGCAUCAUCACCGUGACCGCCACCAACUCGUGCCCGCCCAACUGGGCCCGCCCGACCAACAACGGCGGCUGGUGCAACCCUCCGCGCGUGCACUUCGAUCUCUCGUACCCCAUGUUCGCCCAGCUCGCCCAGAAAGUCGCCGGCAUCAUCCCCAUCCAGUACAAGAGGGUGAAGUGCGUGAGGAGCGGAGGAAUUCGGUUCACGAUCAACGGGAACCCCUACUUCAACAUCGUGCUGGUGCACAACGUGGGAGGCUAUGGAAACGUGGUGACGCUGUACAUCAAGGGCACGAACAGCCCGUGGUUCAAGAUGAAGCAGAACUGGGGCGCGAACUGGGAGGAUCACAACAAGCUCACGAACCAGAAGCUGUCGUUCAAGGCCACGCUGGGCACCGGCGAGACCAUGAUCUUCAAGGACAUCACCGGCACCUACUGGAGCCACGGCCAGACCUACGAAGCCAACAACAACUACUACUAGUCGCAGCAGCAGCAGCAGCAGCACCCACCCAGCUCGUCCGUCGACUCCAUAUUCAUCUGUCACUCGUCAGAACUCGAAUUUGCCUCGAAGAAUUUCACAGAUCGGUGAAUUCAUCCGAUCUCCGCCGAGGAUAACGCGGCCCGUGUACCGUCCCUCGAUCGAUCGAUCGACGAGAAGGGUCGAAUAAAAGAUCAUAAGCGAUCGAUGUCCCGCGAAUUCGUCGUCUCACACGAGCUCGGGACGAAUCAUCGUAUUUAAAAGAACAGAUUUUAGCUGUAGGAUCGUCAGCUGGAGGCGAGGGAGGCGGUCCGCUGAACUAACAAAUGAUCUCUUUGUCAGGUCGAAGAUUUUGUGGCGACUGUCGAGCCAGUUUAGAGCUUGCCUCGGGCCCGAAAGAGCCCGAAAUUUAACUUCUUUCGCUUCCAUUCAUUCCUUCCUUCAUUCCUUGAUUUAAUUGUGCUCCUCGUCUCGUCUCGUCUCGUCUCGUCUCGUGGAGCAUUCGUUCACUCCUGCUCCGAGCUUUUUGCCUCCGCCUCGGCAGGACCGUGUAUUUUAUUUCUUCUAUAGCCUUGAAGAUUAAAAAGUUUGAUGGGCCUCGUCCCCAU
This is a messenger RNA of Marchantia polymorpha subsp. ruderalis, 1826 nucleotides long. NCBI's taxonomy places the organism in Eukaryota, Viridiplantae, Streptophyta, Marchantiopsida, Marchantiales, Marchantiaceae. The record is from the annotation of a GenBank genome assembly.